Messenger RNA from Coffea arabica (coffee), 495 nucleotides. Lineage: Eukaryota; Viridiplantae; Streptophyta; Magnoliopsida; Gentianales; Rubiaceae. The record is from RefSeq and is a predicted model, not a curated record.
AUGGGGAAGAACAUUUUGCAUUAUAGAAUUCUAGUUAAUAAUCUUGUAAAGACAUUGGGAAAAAGUAGAGCAGCCGAUUCUAGGGACCCUACAGUUCUUGUCUUUGUUAAGACUACAACCAUUAUAUGUGGAACAGAUAUGGCCAAGAAAAGGAAUGACGAGAAUAAGAAUGGAAAGAAUAAUAGCAACAAUAAGUUCUUGAUUACUAUAAACAUCCUUGGUAGCACUGGACCCAUAAGGUUUGUGGUGAACGAGGAUGACACUGUCUCAGAAGGGAUGGAUGCAGCUCAAAAACUUUAUGCCCACCAGGAGCGCUUUCCUGUUUUUGGUUCUGAUGUAAACAGUUUCCUUCUCUAUCCAGCCAAUGCAGGAUUGGACACUCUUAACCUAUCAGAGUCAAUAGGAUUGCCGGGAGUGAGGAACUUUGUCCUCUGCAAGAAGCAGAGGCAGCCACAGAUGACAGCAGCAAGCAAGGUCGGAGAUGAUUUCUCGUAA